AUGGGCCCCGCUUUCUACCUGCUCGCAAUUGUGUUCAUCGUGGGCCUUUUCUGGGCCAAACCAUCGAGGCUCCCCCCCGGUCCCCGGGGCCUGCCGAUCGUGGGAAAUAUACACCAAAUAUCCAGGAGAUACUCAUGGAAGCAAUUCCAGGAAUGGCAUAAAAUUUAUGGGCCGGUAAUCUCCCUUCGGCUCGGACAACUGACAUUCAUCCUACUUGGCAAUCACGAAGUUACCAAAGAGCUGCUCGACCGCCGAAGCGGAGUAUACAGCUCUCGCCCCCGACUGGCCGUCGCAGGGGAAUGCCUUGGGAAGGAUUUUGGGGCCUCGCUACUCCCAUACGGUCCGCGCUGGAGGCAGUUUCGUAAGAUACAGAUGUCGCUUUUAAACUCUCGCAAGUGCCAUCUCUACUCGUCACUGCAAGAGCUCGAGAGCCGCCACCUCCUAUAUAACCUCUUAUCGACGAACGACUUCGAGCCGGAGCUAUAUCGCUGCUCCUCAAGUCUGAUAUUCACGCUUCUCUAUGGCAGGCGAUUUCAAACCGGAGAGGAGACGGAUCUCAAGCAGACCGAGCAUCUAGCAACGUCUGCCCUUCAAGCCGUCUCGUUCGGCAACUGGCUGGUCGACAUAUUCCCGAUCUUGAAUUGGUUGCCGAAGUUUUUCGCAAAAUGGAAACGAGUGGGUGACGACCUCCACAACCGCAGGGCAGAACUAUACGGGAAGAAUGCCGCGAACGCGCUGAAUAUGCCCUGUUGGAACUGGACCAAGCAAAGCAUUCUGCGUGACGCACAUCCAGUUUCCCACAAGGAACUAGUGUUUUUGCUUGGGGAAGUAUAUGAAACCGCGAGCCACACAACAGCAGGUGCCCUUAUUGUUGCGAUCUUGGCAUGCGUUACGUACCCGUCGGCCGUGCUUCGUGUCCAGGACGAGCUUGACAAACAUGUUGGCAGGGAUCGGCUGCCAAACUUAGCCGACAUUUCGAAUCUUCCUUAUACCCAAUCAUUCAUUCAAGAGGUCCUCCGAUGGCGGCCUCUUGCCCCUGGCGGGAUCCCUCACUCCCCAAUCCGUGACGACAACUACCGAGGCUUCUUCAUUCCAAAGGGUGCUAUCGUCAAUGCCAGUCAUUGGUGCCUUGAAAUGGACGAGGAAAUAUUCCACAGUCCAGAAGAAUUCAUUCCAGAAAGGUGGAUGGACAAUGAUGACCUUCCUACCGCUGGGUUUGGAUUCGGUAGAAGAAUCUGCCCCGGUCAGCACCUAGCAAGAAAUACUCUUCUACUAAUAGUAUCUCGAUUGCUCUGGGCCUUCGAUGUUAAAUGGAAAGAGAGACAAGAGGCCAAACUCGACUCUCUGGAAAUGACGCACGAGGGCAUCUUCUCUAAGCCCUGCUCAUUUGAAGCGACGGGCACCGUCGCCGCUGCCCUAGCCGCCCCCGCUACCUUUACCGCCGCCGCUGCUACUACUACCGGCACCGGCGCCGCCGCCGCCGCCGCUAUCCUUAACGCCGCCGCCGUCGCCGCUUAG
This is a messenger RNA of Hirsutella rhossiliensis, 1518 nucleotides long. RefSeq names its product cytochrome p450 domain-containing protein. Gene Ontology annotation, molecular function: oxidoreductase activity, acting on paired donors, with incorporation or reduction of molecular oxygen; heme binding; monooxygenase activity. Bases 1 to 1518 code for a protein of 505 amino acids. The record is from RefSeq and is a predicted model, not a curated record. The transcript is spliced from 2 exons. NCBI's taxonomy places the organism in Eukaryota, Fungi, Ascomycota, Sordariomycetes, Hypocreales, Ophiocordycipitaceae.